CUGCCGCCGGGGCUCAGAGCUGCUGCGGCGUUUGGGUUCUCUGUGUGGUCCCGUCCAACAUCAGCCUCGUGUGCCUCGGUGCCCUGCCGCCACCCCCAGGGCGUGGGCAGCCUCCGCAGGGACUUCAUGUCUGUGCUUUGUCCCCUGCCCUGCCCCGAUUACCUGAGAUCAGCCGAGAUGACCGAAGUGAUGAUGAGCAGCCCGGCUAUGGAUGAGAUCGGACUCAGCCCCCGUAAGGACGGGCUCUCGUAUCAAAUUUUCCCUGAUCCCUCUGACUUUGACUGUUACUGCAAGCUGAAGGACCGCCUCCCCUCAAUCGUGGUGGAGCCAACGGAGGGUGAUGUGGAGAGCGGGGAGCUGAGAUGGCCGCCUGAGGAGUUCCUGGUCCAGGAGGAGGAAGAGGAGGAAAGCUGUGAAGAUGCAAAGGAGGACAACAAGGAGCAAUAAAUGGCAUCUGGGGAGAGGCAAGGGACUGCACCCUUCUGAAGGAAGAGCCACACCUUUUUUGAAAGUCUUUUUAAAGAGAAAGGACAAGUUCAACUUUGCACCUGCAAGAUUUUAGUUUUUUUGUAUUCUCUGUAUUGAGAACUGAAGCCCUUGGUGUCACCAGACCUUCUGAGGGAGGAAGGAAGUAACGCAGAGAAAUGUUUGCUGUUCUCGAGAUCACUAUCUGUAUUUUUCUGAGGUGGAGGCAGCAGUGAAGUUCCAAGCACGUGAUGGAGGGUGACCACCUGAGGGAUGCUGGAGGGGGGAGCUUGGGGAUGGGGAAUGCAGAGGGAAGCCAAGCAGAGCAGUGUUCAGCUGGGAGCUGCCUCUGACCAGGAGCCUGAGAACAGAGAGGUCAUCUCAGAUUUGCUUUUCCUAAAGCUUCCAUUUUCUGUGUCUGGAGGUGGAAGGGUCUGUAGCAAAGCAUCACGAAACGCUCUAGUGCUGAGGGACCUGUAGCUUUCCCCAGUUCAGCACCUCCUAGGGUUAAGUGAGCAUCCUUAGGAGUAGUGGGCUUCUUGCUCUUGCUCUUGAGCCUGUACCAGUCACUUUCCCAAAGCUGUCUUUUCACCCUCUGUUUGCCUUUAGACCUUUCAAUGCUGAACAGCUGUAUUUGCAGGGUAAUGUUAGGCUGCUGCUUGUCAUCUCUACUGCUGCAAGGCCCUAGCUGAUCUUGCAGGCGGUUAGCUUGAGGUAGUGCAAAUUUGAUGUAAAAGACAUCCGUUUGCAGCAUGAACUAAUGUAGAUUUGAACAUGUGGAUUUUUCUCUCCUAUUUGCCAAGGCUUCUGUGGUUGGUUUUGUCUUGUUCCAGUGCCCAAAGCCGAAGGAUAUGGAUUGCACCUACUUGCCUCAAUGUCUUUGAGGCUGUAGGGUUUCAUAUCUCAACUUUCUGGCCAGUGGGCUUGAGAGGGUUGGGGACAGGCUUAGCUGCUCCUGCAGGGACCUGCAGAAGGGGAAUGCUGCCAGACUGGAGGUAAUACAAAGACUAAACACCAGACAGUGUGGAUUAUCAGUGAGGAGGUGGAGGGGAGCUCUCUAGGGAGUGUUAGCCUGAGCAUCCUGAGACAAGAUGUCUGUUUUGUGGCAAGGAUGAAAUAGCUGUUCGUGGGUGUUUAAUGGAGUGCAGACUGUUCUAUGAAGUCUGUGUUUGGGUCCUUCUCACCAUAUCGUGCUCCAGUGAGGAGCAGUCUGUCUCUGUUUGGGUAGGAGGGAAGUCUGCUGCCACGUGGGGUAACUCACCAUUUUCCUGGGUGAUGCUCUUGUGGCUUAGUGGGCCAGCUCAGGGAGCCAGUUGCUCUUGGAAUAGGAUGAGAACAGUUACUACCUAAACCAAAUCCGGGGUCACAGAAGAGUAAAAGAAAUGUCAAGGCCUUAACCAAACUUUCAUAAUAAUCCCAAUGCCACCCUCGUUUGCUUGUAACAGGUUCCAUUUUUAAGAUCUAUUUGAACAUGUGUAUUUGUAUUUUUAAUACCUCAUGAGUAGUUGAACGCUGGCAGGGGUCGGGAACUGCUUUUAACAUAUUAGCAGGAUCAUUUUAGUCUCGUCUUGCUUGUGUUUUAAACAUAAUGGCAAUAACUUUUCAGCUCUACGUAACUGUUUAAGGCAGAUGGGAGUUUGGAGGUGAGCUUGUGUGAAGCAGGAGAAAUUCAGUGUUCCCACACUGCGGCUGGUUUCCAGCCUUGCAGGCCUGGUUAUAUUCUCCCUGCCUGUCUGGGUGGAUGGUUUAUCACUUAAUGGUCAUCAUGUAGUGAUACUGCUUUCUCUGAUGGGUUCGGCUGUUGUAUCUGUAACACUUGUUCUAAUCUUGCUGUCUUACCCGAAUGAGCUUAUACACCUGUAUACCAGCCAGUUGUCCUAUCUCUAAGUGUUACUCUCAGUCUGUACCACCAAGUCAAAGCUGUAUAUCAAAGAUACUAUCAUCUGGCAGCAAUGAGAUGGCAAUCCAUGGACUCAAGACCUGCUGUCUGCCCUAAAGACUCGUGUAUUUCUGUCUGCAUCCUUUUGUGGAAGUAUCGUGUAUAUUUCUAUUUGUUGAACGCAUCUAAAGAACAAAGCACUCCAGUAAAACUACUCCUGUUGUAGGAUAUACAUUCUCUAUUUCUGUAAUUCUUUUUGAGCCUCAGGGAGAAGCUAGCAUUUUUUUCAAACUACAUUUUUGUCACUGUGACAGUUGUAAAUAAAGUUUGAAAAUGCUUUCCAAACA
This is a messenger RNA of Coturnix japonica (Japanese quail), 2691 nucleotides long. It is a transcript of the gene LBH, whose product is annotated as LBH regulator of Wnt signaling pathway. Gene Ontology annotation, biological process: positive regulation of DNA-templated transcription. The record is from RefSeq and is a predicted model, not a curated record. NCBI's taxonomy places the organism in Eukaryota, Metazoa, Chordata, Aves, Galliformes, Phasianidae. Gene Ontology annotation, cellular component: nucleus.